Osmerus eperlanus (European smelt) is the source of this 815-nucleotide messenger RNA. RefSeq names its product crystallin beta gamma X (gene crybgx). Lineage: Eukaryota; Metazoa; Chordata; Actinopteri; Osmeriformes; Osmeridae. Gene Ontology annotation, molecular function: structural constituent of eye lens. The record is from RefSeq and is a predicted model, not a curated record. The transcript is spliced from 6 exons. Gene Ontology annotation, biological process: lens development in camera-type eye; visual perception. The coding region runs from base 105 to 728 and encodes 207 amino acids.
UCCUGGCGAUAGUGGAACAGAAGCAUAUGAGUGUUCUAGCAUGUCCCCAGCGCUUGGAUCCCUGUCGUAUUUAAGGGACAACUUCCUGUCCGGGCAGAGCUGACAUGAACAUCUUUGCUAAAGUCUCAGGAUUAGCCCAACAAACCAGCAAGCUGGGGUCUGUGCUCCAACGUGCCUUCUACGGGUCCAGUGGCAAGGUGACCCUGUUUGAACAGAGGAACUUUGCCGGCCGGCGCCUGGAUCUGAGUUCUGACUGCCAGAAACUGAGCGAGAGGAACUUCCCAGAGAGAUGCAACUCUGUGCAGGUGGAGAGUGGAGCAUGGGUGGGCUACGAACAGGACAGCUUCCGGGGUCGUCAGUACCUGUGGGACAUGAACGACAGGGGCGAGUACAACUGCUAUGACAAGUGGUGCGCUCAGAUGGACCAUAUCGCUUCUGUCCGUGCUGUGAAGCAGGACACCAACCCUCCCAAGGCCCAGCUGUUUGAGAGAGCCAGCUUCUCUGGUAGGAGGACGGACAUCCAAGACGACAUCCCCAACCUCAUGACCCGACACAGCCUCAACAGAGCUGCUUCCAUCAGGGUGCUGGGGGGAGCUUGGGUGGUGUACCAGGAGCCUAACUACAGAGGGCCUCACUACGUCCUGGAGAAGCGAGACUAUAACAGCUCCUCUGACUGGGGAGGCCAGGGCAGCACGGUGGGCUCCAUACGCCGCAUCCGCUUCACCUAGCCCCGCCCCUCUAGCCCCGACCCUCACCCCCAGCCUUGCCCCUCACCCCCAGCCUUGCCCCUCACCCCCAGCCUUGCCCCGCCCCUC